Molecule: messenger RNA, 1927 nt
Organism: Amphibalanus amphitrite
Lineage: Eukaryota; Metazoa; Arthropoda; Thecostraca; Balanomorpha; Balanidae
Product: protein TsetseEP-like
Exons: 3
Coding region: 462-1310 (282 amino acids)
Source: RefSeq, a predicted model, not a curated record
GGCGUUUUACUGGUAUUAUUCGUGGACAAAACAUCAAUGUCGAUCAACUGCAUAAACUUGCUUUGGGACGUCGGAAUUGGAGUACUACAUACCUAGGUACUCGGUAGCAUGCCAUAGCCUUUUCUCCAAAAUACAUUCCGCUGGGCUGCAUGUUGAUGUUGUGUUCGUUCCACUCAAAACACAGAUUCAUUUUCCGGGAACUGGCGCGUCGCGGGGCCGUCUGCGUCGCGAAUCAAGGUCCGGUGACGUCACAGACAAACACAUGACGUCACCAGUGCCGGUGAAAGGAUCCCGCAGCGGUCGCGCACAGGCAGGGUCACCCUCGUGCAGCUGCUGGUCGCUCGCGGUCGCCCAGUAGCUCUCAGUCUGCUGAUCGCUCGCGGUCGCUCAGCAGCUCUGCAGUCAGUCUGGUGAUCGCUCGCGGUCGCUCAGUAGCUCUCAGUGUGCUGAUCGCGGUCACCAUGAAGGCUCGCUCGUCGGCGCUGCUGCUGCCCCUCCUGCUGGUCCUGCUGACAACUGCAGUCGGCGGAUUCCCUAAGCACGGUACAAGGAAAUUAUCUGCAGGCAAGCCUGAAGGCGCUGCAAAGUCAGCUCCUGAGCCGGAGCCUUCACCAGAGCCAGAGUCGGCCUCGGAGCCGGAGCCGACGCCGGAGCCUUCCACAGAACCGGCGCCAGAGCCUUCAGCCGAGCCGGAGCCUGAGCCUUCCACAGAACCGGCGCCAGAGCCUUCAGCCGAGCCGGAGCCUUCCUCGGAGCCUGAACCUUCCUCAGAACCGGCGCCAGAGCCUUCACCCGAGCCGGAGCCGACGCCGGAGCCUGAGCCUUCCCCGGAGGCCCGCCAGGCUCCGAAGCAGCGGUCUAUCCCGGAACAGCCGUCUACCACGGAACAGGCUCUAGAGCAGCCAACCAUCCCGGAGAAGCCAGUCAUUCCGAAGCAGGCUCCGGAGCAGCCUCCCGCACCGGAGCAGCCAGCUACCCCGGAGCAGCCGCUCGCCCCGGCUGGAGACCCGCUGGACGAUGCGGUGGUGAUCGCUCCCCCUACCAAUGCGGCCGAGUGUCUCCAGGCCGGCGGGGAGUGCAUCCCGGCGGACCAGUGUCCCAACGCCGAGAACAGGUGGAACCAGCCGUUCGAGGGCAUCUGUGACAAAGAGGGCUACGAGUGCUGCUUCAAAGACAUUUCUCAGCACGCAGCCGCGUGCGGAGUGUUUGGUGGCGACUGCGUGCCGAGCGAGAGGUGCGGAGCCGCGCCUCGUUACACCCGAGCUCGCUGCGCCCGCUCCGGGGAGGUCUGCUGCAUCUGGCUGUUUUGAACCGUCGUCGCUAGGUGACUCUGCAUGCAGCCUAUAGAUGUCUCUGCCUUCUAGUUCUACCCACGGCGGUGCCAAGACUGGUCGAGAUACCCCGUCGCAACUCGGCUUAUGGCACCUUUACUUACGGGCGGGUCCGUGCCCGGCUUUAAAAGUGUUUGAGUGUUUUUGUAAGGCAAUCGGUUUGUCCUAAAGUAGUAGAUAUGAUUGCAGCACGGAGCUACCAAGGUAAGGUGGAGUUAGUAAGGGGCAUUCGCUCAUUUGAUGGUCAGUGAUCGUUCAGCGCUAUGGUAACUGGGUCGGUCUGACGUUCGGCGUCAUUCACACAGCAGCAUUUCGGGACGAGUGAGACUUAGCUAGCGGGAGCGGCCGGUGACUCUCGGUCUUAUUGCCGAACUAUAGCCAUGACGCCCACAGCACAUCGUCAUUGUGUCCAGUCAGAGGGUGACGAGCCAGAGACUCGCGAUCACUGUUGCUGUUCGUUCGUGUCGAUGUCAGAGAGGCCCUCUUUUCGUUAGUGUGAUUGAAGUUUCUCUGUGGUGUCACUCUCAGGCCACCAGCAGGUUGGUACAGUUUAUCAUAUGAAGGAAAUGACACUAAAUACAUUCGUUAUAUACAUG